This is a messenger RNA of Aedes aegypti (yellow fever mosquito), 1803 nucleotides long. It is a transcript of the gene Caf1-55, whose product is annotated as probable histone-binding protein Caf1. Lineage: Eukaryota; Metazoa; Arthropoda; Insecta; Diptera; Culicidae. Gene Ontology annotation, biological process: regulation of gene expression. Gene Ontology annotation, molecular function: histone binding. The record is from RefSeq and is a predicted model, not a curated record. Gene Ontology annotation, cellular component: nucleus; ESC/E(Z) complex; NuRD complex. Bases 228 to 1517 code for a protein of 429 amino acids. The transcript is spliced from 3 exons.
UUGCACAAAAGAAGCGCCGAUUUCUGGAGCGAAGCAGUGGUAUUUUGUGCAGCUCGGUAAUAAUUCCAUUUUUCUGUUACAAUAGCUUACUAUUUCUUUCAAAGUGCCCCAAUUUGCAAGCGUGUCUGUGGAAGAAGAGGUGACGGGAGGAAAAGAGAAACUUUUCGGCUGGCUGCAAGCUUGACGAUUUGGCGGGUGAUUGAUCUUCAAAGGAAGCAUCUGCAAAAAUGGGUGAUCGUGGCGAUGGAGCGGAAGCUUUCGAUGAUGCCGUUGAGGAGCGUGUCAUCAACGAGGAGUACAAAGUAUGGAAGAAGAACACUCCUUUCCUGUACGAUUUGGUAAUGACCCAUGCUUUGGAGUGGCCUUCGUUGACUGCGCAAUGGUUGCCGGAUGUGACCAAACCGGAAGGCAAAGAUUACUCCGUCCAUCGGUUGAUACUGGGAACGCACACAUCGGAUGAACAGAAUCACCUGCUGAUUGCCAGUGUGCAACUUCCGAAUGAGGACGCCCAGUUUGACGCGAGCCACUAUGACAAUGAGAAGGGAGAGUUUGGCGGAUUUGGAUCCGUAUCGGGUAAGAUUGAGAUUGAAAUCAAGAUCAAUCACGAGGGUGAGGUCAAUAGGGCAAGAUACAUGCCGCAGAAUCCCUGCGUUAUCGCUACCAAAACGCCAUCCAGUGAUGUCUUGGUGUUCGACUACACGAAGCAUCCGAGCAAACCGGAACCAAGUGGCGAAUGCCAUCCGGAUUUGCGUCUACGGGGUCAUCAAAAAGAAGGCUAUGGGCUAUCCUGGAAUCCUAAUCUGAACGGAUACCUUCUAUCAGCCAGUGAUGACCAUACAAUUUGCUUGUGGGAUAUCAAUGCGACUCCCAAGGAACACCGAAUUAUCGACGCUAAGAACAUUUUCACCGGUCAUACGGCGGUCGUUGAAGACGUGGCCUGGCAUUUGCUACAUGAAUCGCUGUUCGGUUCGGUAGCCGAUGAUCAGAAACUGAUGAUCUGGGAUACCCGUUGUAAUAACACCUCCAAGCCAUCGCAUACCGUCGACGCGCACACGGCUGAAGUAAACUGCCUGAGCUUCAAUCCCUAUUCAGAAUUCAUUCUGGCCACUGGAUCUGCAGACAAAACCGUUGCCCUGUGGGAUCUCCGCAACCUCAAGCUCAAACUGCAUUCGUUCGAGUCGCACAAGGAUGAAAUCUUCCAGGUCCAAUGGUCGCCACAUAACGAAACCAUUCUUGCUUCAUCCGGCACCGAUAGGCGGCUUCAUGUGUGGGAUCUGUCCAAGAUUGGCGAAGAGCAAAGCGCCGAAGACACCGAGGAUGGACCGCCGGAACUUCUUUUCAUCCACGGUGGCCACACGGCCAAGAUCUCCGAUUUCUCGUGGAACCCCAAUGAACCGUGGGUCAUCUGCUCGGUGUCCGAGGAUAACAUCAUGCAGGUUUGGCAAAUGGCUGAAAACAUCUACAAUGAUGAGGAACCGGACGUGCCGGCCAGUGAGAUUGAAUCGGGAGCCCCGUAGGGUUCGUGUUUGCGCGAGAACGUAACAUUUUAAAUUAUAAAUUCGUUUUAUCCCAACAAAGUAUCUUUAGAAUCUAGCGUCGUAAUUCCGAAUGCAGAAAUAAAAGCUGUAUCGUUUAAGGAAGAGAACCUUGUUCUGCUCUUACAAUUAGCUAUCACUAUGAUCGCGUUUCUGUUGAUAACGUUCUAUUCCAAUACAUAAAUGUGGCGUUUUGCGACAUGUGUCGUGUUAACGUAGAUCGUAGAGAUAAUCUAUUUUGUCAAAUAAAGCAUUAAUUUGUCUGAAA